Lycium barbarum (goji berry) is the source of this 1181-nucleotide messenger RNA. Its product is annotated as GTP-binding nuclear protein Ran2-like. Gene Ontology annotation, biological process: protein import into nucleus; ribosomal subunit export from nucleus. The transcript has 8 exons. Gene Ontology annotation, molecular function: GTPase activity; GTP binding. The record is from RefSeq and is a predicted model, not a curated record. Gene Ontology annotation, cellular component: nucleus; cytoplasm. Bases 140 to 850 code for a protein of 236 amino acids. NCBI's taxonomy places the organism in Eukaryota, Viridiplantae, Streptophyta, Magnoliopsida, Solanales, Solanaceae.
UUAAGUCAAUAAAAGACCCAACAAGUGGCGUCAAGUUAAAGGCAAUUGCUCACAUAUAUAAACCCUACUUAAAAAAAAAAACCCCUAGUUCUCUUUUUUCUUCGAAGCUUUGCUGCUAUUUUUUCUUCGAUUUUUCAAUAUGGCACUACCAAACCAACAAACCGUAGAUUAUCCAAGCUUCAAGCUUGUAAUUGUGGGUGAUGGAGGAACUGGAAAGACAACUUUUGUCAAAAGGCAUCUCACUGGUGAAUUCGAGAAAAAAUAUAAUUCCACUAUCGGUGUGGAGGUUCACCCAUUAGACUUCUUCACAAAUUGUGGGAAAAUUCGCUUUGAUUGUUGGGACACUGUUGGCCAAGAGAAGUUAGGAUGUCUUCGUGAUGGCUACUACAUUGAUGCACGGUGUGCAAUUAUCAUGUUUGAUGUUACUGCGCAUCUGACCUACAAGAAUGUUCCUAUCUGGCAUGGAGAUAUUCGCAGGGUUUGUGGGGACAUUCCCAUUGUUCUCUGUGGAAACAAAGUUGAUGCCCAGAACAGGCAGGUUAAGGCAAAGCAAGUUACGUUUCACAGGGACAGCAAUUCGGAAUACUAUGAGAUCUCAGCAAAGAGUAACUACAACUUUGAGAAGCCUUUUCUGUACCUUGCUAGAAAGCUUGCUGGGGAUGCUAAUCUUCACUUUGUGCAAUCACCUGCACUUGCUCCUCCAGAAGUACAAAUUGACUUAGCUGCACUGCAACUGGAGCUUGAGCAAGCCUUUAAUCAGCCACUUCCAGAUGCUACAACACGUACAAUUGAGACAUUCAGCAUACCACUGGCUUCUGGAGAGUGCUUAGUUUACGAGAAGGUUUGUUAGCUCAGAGCCGAUCAAGUUCACCCUUGCACCUUUCUAUGUUCCUGGUCCUUAAAUUUUCUAUAUUGGGACUUCAGCUUUGUCGUUUGAGUAUCUGUUUGCUGCUUCCUGGUAUUAUAGAUUGGUUAAUCGAUAUGUUUGUCUGAAGUCAUGAGACUGUGGUUUAAUAGGGUAGAUAUUGUUAUAUCCUGAUCCUGAUGUAAUCGCGCACUUUGUUGAGGCUCUGUUUACUUGCCUACACAUUCGACAAUUUUCUUUUCUCUGAAGAUAUUUUGGCCGUGUGCUUAAUUCUAAACGUUUACUAUAGUGAAUAGUGGAUUGUGAUGAUAACUAA